AUGGCUAGCUCGGAACCCAAAAUCAGAAACAGAGAAAAUGGAAGAGAGCGAGAAAGUGAGAGAGGUGAUUACGUUCAAGAUUGGGACGACGAGUUGGUCUGCAGAGCCAGAUUCAAAGCCUUCAGCGGCCAACGCUCCGAUUGGGAGCCCAUCUACCUCUUCUGGCGAAACCUAAUCCUAACCGUCGCUCGCCGAUUAGGAAUCUUCAUCAUCAAACCCUCCCACGAAAUUGUGCCGGCUGCGGAGGUUGUGAAUCCCGCAGCUGGCCGCCUCUCCCGGGUUUUCCGGAGUGUGACGAGUACCGUGGUUAGCUUUGCUUCGUCAGCCCCAGCUCCUCAGGUUCUGAUGGCCCAUGACCGUCCCAUUCUUACCCCGAUUCUCAAGGAUAAAGCUGUUGAAAUUGUGGAGGUUUUGUCCGAGUGUCAUUGGAAGUCUUGGUGCAUUGUGACCAUGGAGAGGUUCCGGGAGUUGUGUGGAGGGAUCGUUGAAGGUUCGGCGGUCUUGUCUCACUUGUCGGAGCAAGGGAAGGGGCGGUAUCUCUCGGUUCCCAACAGGGGAGACUGAUUAGAGGGUGUGAAAGUUUCCAUUUCAGCAUCUUCUGUUCCUAUUGUUUCGAGUUUAGAUCGUGAUGUUCUCCACCUCACGUGGACAAGAGAGAGACUUCAACAACAACUUAAUGUGAUUGAUCGAAGAUGUGAAACGUUGAGAAAAUCAGCGUUAGCUUGUUUGCAUUCUGAAAAUAAGAAAGUGGCUCUGAGGCAUGUAAGAGAGUUGAAAUUGGCGAAUGAGAGCAGAGAAAAAUGUGCAACCUUCAUGAACAGAGUGGUGGAAGUUCUUCAUUCUAUCGCAAAUGUUGAAAUGACAAAGAAGGUUUCUGAAGCCAUUCAAAUAGGAGCUAAAGCUAUAAAAGAAAAGAGGAUUAGUGUGGAAGAAGUUGAAGAUCUACAAGAAAUUGAGGAGAGCAUUGAUACACUAAGGCAAUUAGAAAACGUUAUAGAAAAACCCCCCCUGUACUCAGUUACAGAUGAUGAAGAAGACAUGGAAGAGGAAUUUAAGAAACUAGUGCUGGAUAUCGAACGUGAAAACCAUGAUCAACAAAUUUUGAAAACCGAGAUAAACAAUGCAGUGGGAACUGACAGUUCUGCUGAAGUGUUGAUUGAUUCUCUUUCAAAUCUGAAGCUUUUGGAUGAUGGUCAAGCAAUACCAGCAGCCCAGAGCACUGCCUCGACUGUAAUAAGAAUCAACAAAACAAGAAGUCCUGAGCUUGCAACUGCCUAAAUAGCAAACAUAUCCUGGUACGAUAAUCAAUUUAUGUUGAUAUUGCAUGUAUGGUGGGUGGUGACUAUAAUCGAUUCUCUUCACCAGUUUCUUAGGGUUCUGUAAAUAUGUAAACAUGUAGAAUAACCAUUUCCAAAAUAGUAAGAUAAUGUUAGUUUCGUUUACUGAAAAGUAAGAAAUGAGAAUAUGAAAAAACACAUUUAGUCGAGCAUGUUCACCUCGGACUAGAUUAGUUCUUGGAUUAAGUAAUGUACUUGGGAAUUCUCAGGCAGAAGUUGGGAUGGGACUUCUCCCUUGGUGGAACCCAGCUUCAUUAACAUUCCGGUUUGAAAA
Messenger RNA from Argentina anserina (silverweed cinquefoil), 1611 nucleotides. RefSeq lists its product as uncharacterized. NCBI's taxonomy places the organism in Eukaryota, Viridiplantae, Streptophyta, Magnoliopsida, Rosales, Rosaceae. The record is from RefSeq and is a predicted model, not a curated record. Gene Ontology annotation, cellular component: ESCRT III complex; cytoplasmic side of plasma membrane; multivesicular body. Gene Ontology annotation, biological process: vesicle budding from membrane; late endosome to vacuole transport via multivesicular body sorting pathway.